GGCGGUGGCGGGGGCGGCCGUGCGGUAUCAGGGGGCGGCGGAGGCGGCGGGGGCCGGAGGGCGCCGAGCCUCCGGUUGGUCAACGGGAGGGCGACGACGGGCGUCGGUCUCCACACAAGUAGCACCGAGUCCGUCCGAUCGCCCCAUCACCAUCUCGGCCACCCUAACAACAACCACAACAACAACUCCCACGGGAACAACCCCUCCGCGAACAACCACCCCAGGCUCAACAAGGAUGACAGCAUCAAGAUCAGCAUCGAGAACACCAACACCUGCACCGGGAGCCUCGUCACCGCUCUAGACGACGAGACCCUGCUCAUCACCGACUUCCUGGGGGACACCGGCAACGAGAUGAAUUACAAAGGCAGCGGUAAGGUCCACUUCGGGGUGGACGACGUGUCCCUCUAUGGGACCCCGAAGGAGGAGCUCGGCCCGGGCCUCCCGGGCCAGGAGGUCAAGCAGAGCUUCCUCAAGAACCAACUGCAGGCCCUCUUCCAGCCAACCGACAACAAGCUGGCCAUGAAGCUCUUCGGCAGCAAGAAGGCCCUCAUGAAGGAGAGGAUCAGGCAAAAGGCCGCGGGUCACUGGGUCAUACAUCCUUGCUCCAGUUUCCGGUUCUACUGGGACCUCUGCAUGCUCCUCCUGUUGGUGGCCAACCUCAUUAUCCUGCCGGUCGCCAUUAGUUUUUUCAACGACGACCUCAGCACUCGGUGGAUCGCCUUCAACUGCUUGUCCGACACGAUAUUCCUCAUAGACAUCGUCGUCAACUUCAGGACCGGUAUCAUGCAGCAGGACAACGCGGAACAGGUGAUCCUGGACCCGAAGCUCAUCGCUAAGCACUACCUCAGAACGUGGUUCUUUCUCGACCUAAUCUCCUCCAUACCUCUAGACUACAUAUUCCUCAUAUUCAAUCAAUUUCAGGACUUCAGCGAGUCCUUCCAGAUCCUGCAUGCUGGACGUGCCCUCAGGAUCCUCAGGCUGGCGAAGCUGCUCUCGCUCGUAAGGUUACUGCGACUCUCGAGACUGGUGCGAUAUGUCUCGCAGUGGGAAGAGGUCUAUAUAUUGCAGAACCUACAAAAAAAACGCACUGAGCGGAGGGGGCGCCUAAGCUCUGACAAUAUGAAUAAAAAGAAGUCCGGUUUCAGCAAAAGCGACCUUAUUUUUAAGUUCCUGAACAUGGCGUCGGUGUUCAUGCGGAUCUUUAACCUGAUCUGCAUGAUGCUCCUGAUCGGCCACUGGAGUGGCUGCCUGCAGUUCCUGGUCCCCAUGCUGCAAGGCUUCCCCAGCAACUCCUGGGUGGCCAUUAACGAGCUCCAGGACUCGUUCUGGCUGGAGCAAUACUCGUGGGCCCUCUUCAAGGCCAUGUCGCACAUGCUCUGCAUAGGAUAUGGGAGGUUUCCACCGCAGUCGCUGACCGACAUGUGGCUGACCAUGUUGAGCAUGAUCAGCGGGGCGACAUGUUACGCGCUCUUCCUCGGACACGCGACCAACCUCAUCCAGUCGUUGGACUCGUCGAGAAGGCAGUACAGAGAAAAGGUGAAGCAGGUGGAGGAGUACAUGGCCUACCGGAAGUUACCUAGGGAGAUGCGCCAGAGGAUCACGGAGUACUUCGAGCACCGGUACCAGGGCAAGUUCUUCGACGAGGAGCUCAUCCUGGGAGAACUCUCGGAGAAGCUGAGAGAGGACGUGAUAAACUACAACUGCAGAUCCCUGGUUGCAUCGGUGCCAUUCUUCGCGAACGCCGACUCGAACUUCGUCUCGGACGUCGUCACGAAGCUGAGAUACGAAGUCUUCCAGCCAGGAGACAUCAUCAUCAAGGAGGGCACGAUAGGCUCGAAGAUGUACUUCAUCCAGGAGGGAAUAGUGGACAUAGUGAUGGCCAAUGGCGAAGUGGCCACCUCGCUUUCCGAUGGCUCCUAUUUCGGGGAGAUCUGUCUGCUGACCAACGCCAGGAGGGUAGCUUCCGUCAGGGCGGAGACCUACUGCAAUCUCUUCAGCCUCUCGGUGGACCACUUCAACGCUGUUCUGGACCAGUAUCCGCUCAUGAGACGGACCAUGGAGAGCGUUGCCGCCGAGAGGCUGAACAAGAUCGGGAAGAACCCUAACUUGGUGGCCCACCGGGAAGAGGACCUUGGCAGCGAAUCAAAAACGAUAAACGCCGUCGUGAACGCCCUGGCCGAGCAGGCCGCCCACGCGAGUGCCAGCGAAGAAUCGGUGCACAGCAUGGAGCUGAGGACGCUGCCCGCCUGCCUGCUGCCCAGGCCGAAGUCGGAGAACAACUUCACCAGCCAGGAGCUGACGAGAGAGGGCCGCAGGAUCUUCCACAAGAGCGACACCUUCCACAAGGACUCGUAUCAAUGACGACACUCGAUGUACUAGCACACGCAGAGGUACUGAACGGUUCCCGAGCCACGGCGGGCGGAUCUCCUGGAUCCUCGUCAUCCUGGCCACCCGGGGAGUCCGAACCUCCGGGAUGAGAGGAUCCGACCUCGAGGACGUCGCCCAGAUGCGCGUCCGUGCCCAUCGUCCAGGGAGAACGUCUACGUGGGGACCUGCAGACGAAACAGAGAGAGGCCAAGAGAGCUACUCGGGGUCGAGGACACCCUGAAGAGUCGCCGAGACGCCGGUCGACCUCGUCGCGGGACCAGACUCGAAGGAUCGCGACCGAGGAUCCCGUCGAUCGCCUCGAAGAGGACCACGGGACAUCGAAGACGGUCCCUCUCCAUCUCUCUUUCCCUCUCUCGCCGCGAAAUAACGCAGGUCUUUAUGGGAACCAACCGGUAGACCCGGGACACGAGGCCCUAGGGCGGGGACGAGGAGCCGACGUUCCCACCCGGGGACGCGAGGAACGCAGGAUCCUGCCGGCUAACUCUGUGAUUUUCCAUCCCGCGGGGCGCUUACACACGCCUCGUGGACCUUCUACCAGGAGAAGACCGACGUGCGCGGCGAAGUCACCGAGGUCGCCGGGAUGUUCAGCCUAAGGAGGAUCGCUAGCUGUACGCGUCGACACCCAUCGAACGAUCUAACGUUAAGAACGUAUUAUUAUUACCGCGCGACCAUAGUUAUCUUGCAUCCGCAAGGCUCUGCCCUCGUAAGGAUAGGUCGACCUGGGGCGUUUUUAUCAAGGGAGGAUUUCCCGAGGACGACGAGGAGAGAUGCCCGGUACUCCUUGACUAGAACCAAGGCUCGUAGGACCAGGAUUUCGGGGGAGGCCUCUUCAGGGUCGAGGGAUGCUCCGGAUGGAUUCUGGGAGGACGAUUGCACGAGCCCGAAAAACCGUGUUGACUUGUUGAGGGUUUCUUGGGCUCGGCCCUCGACGAGGUCGAGGGAACCCGUCGCUCCGUACUCGACGGAACGGCGGCUACUUUUUAUCUCGAAACCGAACGCGCACCGAUAGGACGAGGGAAGAUAUACAUAUAGGCACCACGUUAUCGGCUAUUAUUACCGAUGCCAAUAUUAUCGACGAUAUUACUCGCAUGAGCAUUGUUACCGGCACUAACGACGUCGCGACGAUUGUUACCGCCUAACGCCCCGUUGGUCGAUUACAAAUCUAUAUUCCUACACGAGGAGACCGCGAAAAGUCUAUUUUCCUGACGCACUUCCGAGGUGCCCAGAAUUACCCGCUAAAAUUACUUUAAUCGAUAGUUCUAUCUUCAAUUCGCGGCUUCUCCCAAUGGUAAAUCCUUCCGAGACUUUGGGAAAUUAAUACCGACGAUGUCUUCAGGUACUACUCGUCCGUGCAAUUAAUCGGAAUUGAUCUCUCCUCUCUGCAUGUCUUUCUCCUUACGAGGUAGAGUCUGACGAAUGUAAACUAGACUGCAACUCGAUGCAGAGCAACGUUCGUUAAAACGAAGGCGCAUUGCAACAGGGUCCAGCACCGAAGUCGGAGGGAUUCUUAUUUCUUCCCUUAUUCCAUUUCGCAGAUUUCGCACGCCUUGGCUAAAUUAUACAAACGGUCCCGAGCUAGACCCCGUGUCGUGGUAAAUUUGCAUGAACGUUAACCAUCGGUACCAUCAUUUUUUCUUUUUUUUUUUUCGGUUUAACGCUGGACCCGAUUUUUGCAGAACAAGGAGGCGCCAGACGUCGGUCUAAUGUAGCUCCGAAAUGACUCGAGGUAUCGGGACGAGACCUAGGUACUCUAUACAUACACGACCCUGAGCAUAUUAUGUACAUAGAUCCUCCUAAGAGUUAAGUUAUAAAUUAAUUGAACAAGGGGAAGGAAGCGGGGCACGUGUUCACGCACAUAGUCAGACACCGCGGGUACUCGCAAGUACGCGCACCGAGUAUAAGACGCAUUAGGCUUAGAGGUAACAUUAAACGAGUACUCGAGGGACGGGGGGGGAUUGACGUGGAUGGCAACGGCUAUGUAUACGUGUAUAUAUAGACAUACAAGCACGUAUGCAGAUAUACAUACGUAUACAACACGCAUAUAUAUUUUUUUUUCCCCGCGAAAAAGAUUUUCCUCCGAUUAUUUUCGAACUACCCGAAGGGCGCAGGCUCUUCUCCGCUUCCUCGUCGACACGAGUACAUAUUUACACGGGGUAUUUACAUCGACACGAAGGCCGGACAUAGAUCUGAAAGACGCGUUACAAAACGAGGGAGACGAGGGAUUAUCUACACCGUAACGAGACCUGUAAUCCUACGAUCGCUAGCACUGGUAGGACAUACCACUAGAUAUUACUAACGUUAAAUGGCAAAAAAAAGAAUAAGUAUGAGAUUAAUAAGAGCAAAAAAAGAGACACACUCGGCGCCGUUAGUACGGCACCGCGCGGUUACUAAACUUGGUUACACUCACACACGGACACACACUCAGCGAGACGCUACUCGAGAUUAACUAAUUAUUAAGUAGAGGACGUAAGGGAGCGCGUACCGUAGCUAUAUUACUAUUAACUAAAUCUAGGUGAUUUGCAAACGUUCAAUGUAUAAAUGCUGUAGAUACGGAGAUAUGCGGAGGUGAACAAAUGCGCGGAGAGGAGGAAAAUACUUUUUGUACUAAAAGACGGACGGCGAAUCUGAUGGCGAUUACGAGAGGAAAGAAAAUGGCGGCUUAAGGGAACCCGGGAAGAAAUGCCGGAAAUGGCCACGGGAACACUUUCUCUAUUUUGUUUUUCUUUUUUAAAUGGAAUUAUCCAUCAGCCUAUUUUUUUUUCCUUGCGAUUGUACUUUACGAUUUUUCGCUUUUGUUUCUCAUUCCCCUUAUCACAUACGUUUUUCUAUUUAAUCGCCGAUUAUAUUAAAUCACUCCGAGAUUUGUCGUAGCUUUCUGCUGGCGAACUAGGGCGCAUUUUUAUUUAUUUAACCGCUGUUUUCACGAGUAAAUAGGCGUACGAUCAAAACGAG
Orussus abietinus is the source of this 5340-nucleotide messenger RNA. It is a transcript of the gene Ih, whose product is annotated as potassium/sodium hyperpolarization-activated cyclic nucleotide-gated channel 2. The transcript has 13 exons. Gene Ontology annotation, molecular function: voltage-gated potassium channel activity. Lineage: Eukaryota; Metazoa; Arthropoda; Insecta; Hymenoptera; Orussidae. Gene Ontology annotation, biological process: potassium ion transport; transmembrane transport. The coding region runs from base 352 to 2361 and encodes 669 amino acids. Gene Ontology annotation, cellular component: membrane. The record is from RefSeq and is a predicted model, not a curated record.